Messenger RNA from Lytechinus variegatus (green sea urchin), 2336 nucleotides. RefSeq lists its product as uncharacterized. Lineage: Eukaryota; Metazoa; Echinodermata; Echinoidea; Temnopleuroida; Toxopneustidae. The transcript is spliced from 2 exons. The record is from RefSeq and is a predicted model, not a curated record. The coding region runs from base 693 to 2336 and encodes 547 amino acids.
GAAAAAUAUCAUCCAAAAAUACACCAUAACCCACAGAACAUUACCAACCAGCGUUACCAAAGGUACAAACUUUAUUUCAUGUCCUAGAUAAAUUCACCAAUUUUACGCAUACUUCUUUUUUGUCUCUCGCGGUUGAACUCGGUAGCCGGCCUCAAUUUUGUUUGUUUUUCCUGGAAUAUCGUCUACCGCCAUUUUGCCGGUGUCCUGGGAUAGCUUUGCUUAUUAUCGAUUCGAUUUAGUCGAUAAUAGGGCAAGAAAAUUUAAAACAAAACGCGUUUAUCGUCUGCAAAGUUUGAAUUUUAGAUUGCUGAUUUCUACUGCGCGCCAAAACUUUUUUUUUAAAUUUGGGACUUGAUCGGUGAUCGAUAUGACGCAAUCGUAUCGGAUAGGUCGAAAGGAUUAGUACCGUUUUCUGAAAUCGAAAUUCGGUGGAAGUUCAGAAAGGGCGUUUCCUACCUGGCUACUUUUAUACUUGAAUUACUAUUUGUUUCUUUCGUUCUAUAUACUGAAAAAGGUAUUUUUUCAUCUGAGAACGCUUCGUUUAAAAAGGAAAACGUUUUCAACGAUAGUCUUUUUCGGAUGGACAUUUCAAUUCAUCGUACCGCAGCUUCGUGAAGCGAUUUUUUCCUCCGCACACAUCGACUUAUUUGAUUCUGGAUUAUUUAUCCAAGGAAUAUAUUAAUUAACUAAAUAUGGAUCGUAAAGGAAGGCAUUGGAGUCUAUCUUCUGGGACUGGACCAGCCCAUGGACCAGAUGGUCCAGGUGGCGCUAGUCCAGACGACUCUCCGGUCAGCUCUGGAGGUCAAAUUUCUCAAUCAACCACCAUUGUGACCACGCUGCAAAGUGGACUAGGAACUCCACCCAGCGGGGCUCAGCCUCGGCCCGCCGCCCAGCCCACCCGGGUGGAGAUCAAACCCGAGCCCAUGGACCUCGACGAGAAACCCUCGUGCCGAUUUGCCGAAAAGAGGGACGGUGCCUUGUUCAACAUCCCCGGCCCUUCAGGCGAAGGCGCCACUUCAGCUUCCGUACCUGUGUCCCCUCUGUGGCAAGGGCCAGUUGCGUCUCCAAAGAAUACGGAUGUAAUACCUAAAAUCCCCAGAUAUUCGGAAAGUAGACAUGGUGACAUAAGACGUCCCUUCUCAACGCCACCAAGUUAUACUCUGAGCGACAUGAGGCACCUGUCGCCCACGUUAAGAUUUGGGUCACGUUUCCAGUUUCCAAGCCACACCAUUUCGACAUCGCCACACGUUUCUCAACAAUCCAGGAUCGUCUCGACUGGAUCCACUGCACCUUCUACUGCCACCUUGUCCUCUGAAAGCAAUCUUCAAGUUGGUGCGCUGCAGGAGCCGUCGCAGCAGGGGCUUGUGCGUCCACAACAGAUGCUUGAUUCUGGAGCUUUGCCCACCGAUGAGGGUGUCGCUCGAAGACAACGUGCGAUCAUGUACCAACAGCAGCUCCUCUAUGUGACGAAACGGUUACAUCGGCUAGGAAUUGGAAAAGAUGCAUUCGGUCGGAGCCAGGAAGCUCGUGGUUCUUCACUUGAUGCAGCGCAAGGAGAUGAUGUCUUUCAACAACCUAUCCACCCAUCACAGCGACUUGAUCGACAACAAGAAGAUCAGUCCGGCCAGUCUACAGAGCACAUUGGUGAUGAAGGAAAAGGUGGCCAAAUUGGACAAACAGCAACCUCUUCUCAAGGCAGUAACGCCCAAAUAUCUGGUGCGUCUGUGUUAGUCACAUCAAAUCCGUCGCAGGCACAGACCUCUGGAAUCCGUGGCUACUUUAUGGAUCAACCUAUCGGAAUCGGAAGCAGUAUCGCUCAAAAUCCUUCGGGAAUGCCCUCUCUGUCAGGGAUGUUCGGGGUGCAGCCGCCAUUGCGAUACGGUGGUGCUGUACAACCCGACACCACCAUUCGCCAGCUUCUGCAGCGCCGGACGACCCCACCUUAUCCGACCUCUGGCACCCCAGUCCAUCAAAUGCACCACCAGCAGCAACGCUAUGUCCAACAACAGCACCAUCAGCAGCAAGAACUGCAACGACGUUCCCAGACGCCCGGUCGUAAGGUUCCUCUCUCGCAGCGAUUAAGUGACGGGAGCUGCAACGUGAAACCGGCAGCAGCUGCUGCCAUCGGACCGCGACGUUACUCAGCGCCGUCCUACACCACAGACGUCGUCAUGAAGGAGGGUGGUAGUCGUCGGUACCCAUCCCAGGGAGAUGCCACCGCACAACUUACUGAAAGCAACACGGGUAUGGAGUCAUCGGGAUCGGAGGGACGGGAUCCACGCCCAUUCGUACAAAGAGGUAAGGUCAAUUUAUUAAUGCUGCAUGUUUCAAUGUAA